Messenger RNA from Spinacia oleracea (spinach), 819 nucleotides. RefSeq lists its product as uncharacterized. The record is from RefSeq and is a predicted model, not a curated record. The transcript has a single exon. The coding region runs from base 1 to 819 and encodes 272 amino acids. NCBI's taxonomy places the organism in Eukaryota, Viridiplantae, Streptophyta, Magnoliopsida, Caryophyllales, Amaranthaceae.
AUGGACAAAAGUUGGAUUUCACAUAAGCGUACUACCCCUGAGUUUCGUCAAGGGGUUGAGGAGUUCAUUCGUAUUGUACUUACACGUAAAAAGGAAGGAGAAAAAAUAUGUUGUCCUUGUAAGAGUUGUGGUAACAUGCGUAAGGUGUCUACAGAAGAUGAAUUACGAGCUCAUAUUUUUUGGAAUGGUUUUUCCAAAAAUUAUACUGAUUGGAUAUGGCAUGGUGAAGGGGAAACGGGUACUGAGAAUCAUAGCUACGAAGACCAUGCAGAGGACUUAAAUACUCACCAUGGUAAUGAAAAUGAGGUGCUUGAUGAGGUGUUUGAUGAGAUGUUGCACGAUACGGAGGAUAAUCUCGCAGAGGGGCCACCUGAUUACGAAAGUUUGUUGACUGACGCCGAGACACCUUUGUAUCCAGGGUGCACUAAGUACACUCGAUUAAGAGGUGUACUAGAAUUAUUUGAACUGAAAGCGGAAGCCGGGUGGACUGAUUAUCAUUACUCAAAAUUGAUAGUAAAAUUGAAAGAUAUGUUUCCCAAAGGUAACACGCUUCCGAGUUCUACUUAUGCGACUAAGAAGAUGUUGUGUCCGAUGGGUUUGGAUGCUGAGAAAAUACAUGCUUGCCCUAAUGAUUGGGUAUUGUAUCGAAAGGAUUAUAAUGAUUUGCAUGAAUGUCCAACUUGUGGGACAUCGCGAUAUAAGGUGAAGAGCAACGGUGAAAACACCAAUGAACCUGCUAAGGUAAUGUGGUACCUACCUGUAGUGCCUAGGCUCAAACGCUUGUUCGCUAAUGCUAAAGAUGCAGAAAAUUUGACAUGA